This is a messenger RNA of Halteromyces radiatus, 1749 nucleotides long. Its product is annotated as kinase-like domain-containing protein. Gene Ontology annotation, cellular component: cytoplasm. Gene Ontology annotation, molecular function: protein serine/threonine kinase activity; ATP binding. Gene Ontology annotation, biological process: protein phosphorylation; intracellular signal transduction; regulation of MAPK cascade. Lineage: Eukaryota; Fungi; Mucoromycota; Mucoromycetes; Mucorales; Cunninghamellaceae. Bases 1 to 1749 code for a protein of 582 amino acids. The record is from RefSeq and is a predicted model, not a curated record. The transcript has 10 exons.
AUGACUUUAGACGCGGUCAAGAAAGAUGGUUUUGUAGAUGUCAAGGAAGAAGGAUUACGAGCUUGGAGAUGGCGAAAAAGAUAUCUUGUAUUAAGGGAACAAUGUUUAACCAUUCAUAGAAGUGAACAUUUGGGACAAUGUGUUGCUAUGGUUGCAUUGAAAAUGGUAGAAGCUGUUAAUAGAUCAGAAUCAAAAAAACAUUGUUUUGAAUUGGAAACAUCGAAAAAGAAGAUUUAUAUUGCUUGUAGAAAUGAUGAAGAAUUAUAUUCAUGGAUGGAUGAAAUAUAUAACUUAUCUCCGUUAGGUGCUUCUGGUCCAACUGAUUUUGUACAUAAAGUUCAUGUUGGUUUUGAUCCUAUCACUGGAGCUUUUACUGGUGUACCUGCUCAAUGGAAUGCCUUAUUGAAAGGAUCUAAGAUUACUCCUGAAGACGCUGCAAGAAAUCCUCAAGCUGUUUUAGAAGCUCUGGAAUUUUAUACCGAACAAACUCGAAGGGAAAAACAAGGAUAUGAAUCUGAAGAAUCUGAUAAAGAAGACGAUGCUUGGUAUUAUCAAUCUCAAGAUAAUGAAAAAAUUAAAUCAAAACAACCUAUUCCAAAACCAAGUAGAUCUUCUCCUGCCCCAGAUAACUAUCAACGCCCAUUAGCCCAGGAUGAUCAAUCACAACAACAAAAAUCGUCGCGUAUUCAACCUCAUGUAAAUACAACCAAUACUACUGCAAAUACAAAAUCAGAAGAUUCAAAAUCAACAUUGACAAGAACCAAAUCAGAUACCAAAAAACAAGCCCCUAGUAGCAACAAGGCAAUCACCGCAAUAUCAAGCUCUGUAUCACCUCAACCAGCUCUACAAUCUUCCACUCCGGUACCUACAACAUCCAAGCAAGCUUCCCCAUCCAAACGACAAGAACAAAGGAUCAGUACUAUGAGUAAUGCCCAAAUUAUGGAAAGAUUAAGAUCAGUUGUUUCUAAUGGAGAUCCUAGUUUAUUAUAUAGACGAAACAAACGAAUUGGUCAAGGAGCUUCAGGAUCUGUGUAUUUGGGAACCCAUAUGACAACAAACACCAAGAUAGCAAUCAAACAAAUGGAAUUGAACAAACAAUCAAGAUUGGAUUUGAUUGUCAAUGAAAUCAUGGUGAUGCAAGAAUCUCGUCAUGGCAAUAUUGUCAACUUUUUGGAUUCAUUUUUAGUACGUGGUGAUUUAUGGGUGAUCAUGGAAUUCAUGGAAGGUGGUGCUCUAACGGAUGUGAUAGAAAACAAUACAAUGACGGAACAACAAAUUGCUACUGUGUGUAUUGAGACUACGAAAGGAUUGCAUCACUUACAUUCACAAAACAUCAUUCAUCGGGAUAUCAAGUCUGACAAUGUAUUGUUAAAUUUCCAGGGACAGGUUAAAAUUAGUGACUUUGGUUAUUGUGCUAAACUAACGGAUCAAAAAAACAAACGUGCUACCAUGGUGGGGACACCAUAUUGGAUGGCCCCUGAAGUUGUCAAACAAAAAGAAUAUGGAUCCAAAGUAGAUAUUUGGUCAUUAGGAAUUAUGGCCAUUGAAAUGAUUGAAAAUGAACCACCGUAUUUGGAUGAAGAACCACUCAAAGCCCUCUACUUGAUUGCCACCAAUGGUACUCCUUCAUUAAAACAUCCGGAAAGAUUGUCUCGUGAACUCAAGAGUUUCUUGGCUGUAUGUCUCUGUGUAGAUGUGAAAUCAAGAGCAACUGCCGCUGAAUUACUAGAGGUACGUAUAUCUUCAUGA